Mesoplodon densirostris (Blainville's beaked whale) is the source of this 3358-nucleotide messenger RNA. It is a transcript of the gene CNNM3, whose product is annotated as cyclin and CBS domain divalent metal cation transport mediator 3. The transcript is spliced from 8 exons. Gene Ontology annotation, molecular function: transmembrane transporter activity. Gene Ontology annotation, biological process: magnesium ion homeostasis; transport. The record is from RefSeq and is a predicted model, not a curated record. Gene Ontology annotation, cellular component: plasma membrane. Lineage: Eukaryota; Metazoa; Chordata; Mammalia; Artiodactyla; Ziphiidae. Bases 23 to 2413 code for a protein of 796 amino acids.
GGCCGAGAGGGGGCAGCAGGCGAUGGCGGCGGCGGCGGCGGCGGCGGCUCGGCUAGGCUGGUUGCUCGCCGCGCUCUGCCUGGGCAACGCCGCCGGGGAGGCGGCUUCCGGCCCGCGAGUGCUGGGUGUCUGUCUGGAGGAGGACGGAGCGGCGGGCGCGGGGUGGGCGCGCGGAGGGGAGAUGCGGGCCGCUCCGGAGGCCACCUUCCGCCUGCGCCUCUUCGGCUCGGGCUUCGCCAACAGCUCCUGGUCCUGGGUGGCCCCUGAGGGGGCGGGUUGCCCCGAGGGCGGGCCGGCCGCGGCGUCCGACGAGGCGGCGGCCCCCACGGGCGAGUGGCGCGCGCUGCUGCGCCUGCGCGCUGAGGCUGUGCGCCCGCACUCGGCGCUGCUGGCGGUGCGCGGGGAGCCGAGCGGCGAGGCGGCAGAAGAGGCGGCGGCCCCCACGGGCGAGUGGCGCGUGUUGCUGCGCCUGCGCGCCGAGGCCGUGCGACCGCACUCGGCGCUGUUGGCCGUGCGUGUGGAGCCGGGCGGCGGGGCAGCCGAGGAGGCGGCGCCGCCCUGGGCUCUGGGCCUGGGGGCGGCGGGGCUGCUGGCGCUGGCGGCGCUGGCGCGGGGCCUGCAGCUGAGCGCGCUGGCGCUGGCGCCGGCCGAGGUGCAGGUGCUGCGCGAGAGCGGCUCGGAGGCGGAGCGUGCGGCGGCACGGCGCCUGGAGCCCGCGCGGCGCUGGGCCGGUUGCGCCCUGGGCGCGCUGCUGCUGCUGGCCAGCCUGGCACAGGCGGCGCUGGCGGUGCUGCUGUACCGCGCGGCCGGCCAGCGCGCCGUGCCUGCAGUGCUCGGCAGCGCGGGGCUCGUGUUCCUGGUGGGCGAGGUGGUGCCGGCCGCCGUGAGCGGGCGCUGGACGUUGGCGCUGGCGCCGCGCGCGCUGAUCCUCAGCCGCCUGGCAGUGCUGCUCACCUUGCCCGUGGCGCUGCCCGUGGGCCAGCUGCUGGAGCUGGCGGCGCGGCCAGGGCGGCUGCGCGAGCGCGUGCUGGAACUGGCGCGCAGCGGCAACGACCCCUACAGCGAUCUCAGCAAGCGCGUGCUGCCCUGCCGGACCGUGGAGGACGUGCUCACGCCCCUCGAGGACUGCUUCAUGCUGGACGCCAGCACCGUGCUGGACUUCGGCGUCCUGGCCAGCAUCAUGCAGAGCGGCCACACGCGCAUCCCCGUGUACGAGGACGAGCGUUCCAACAUCGUGGACAUGCUCUACCUCAAGGACUUGGCCUUCGUGGACCCCGAAGACUGCACGCCGCUCAGCACAAUCACCCGCUUCUACAGCCACCCACUCCACUUCGUCUUCAACGACACCAAGCUGGACGCCGUCCUGGAGGAGUUCAAACGAGGGAAGUCCCACCUGGCCAUCGUGCAGAAGGUGAACAACGAGGGUGAAGGUGACCCCUUCUACGAGGUGCUGGGCCUGGUCACCCUGGAGGACGUCAUCGAGGAGAUCAUCAAGUCCGAGAUCCUGGACGAGUCUGAAGACUACCGAGACACCGUGGUGAAGAAGAAGCCUGCGUCUCUGAGCGCCCCUCUCAGGCAGAAAGAGGAAUUCUCCCUGUUCAAGGUGUCUGACGAUGACUAUAAAGUGAAAAUCUCGCCUCAGCUGCUCUUGGCCACCCAGCGCUUCCUUUCCCGAGAGGUGGAUGUAUUCAGCCCGCUGCGAAUCUCCGAGAAGGUCUUGCUGCACCUGCUGAAGCAUCCCAGCGUCAACCAGGAAGUGAGGUUUGACGAGAGCGACCGCCUGGCCGCCCACCACUACCUUUACCAGCGCAGCCAGCCAGUGGACUACUUCAUCCUCAUCCUGCAGGGCAGGGUUGAGGUGGAGAUCGGGAAAGAGGGCUUGAAGUUCGAGAAUGGGGCCUUCACCUACUACGGAGUGUCCGCCCUGACGGCGCCAUCCUCGGUUCACCAGUCCCCGGUGUCCUCGCUCCAGUCCAUCCGCCACGACCCGCUGCCUGAGCCCGCCGAAGGCACCCGCUUGUCUGCCUACUGUCCUGACUACACCGUGAGGGCCCUCUCUGACCUGCAGCUCAUCAAGGUCACACGGCUGCAGUACCUCAAUGCACUCCUGGCCACCCGAGCCCAGGCCUUGCCGCAGUCCCCUGAGAACGCGGACCUGCAGGCCAUCCCAGGCAGCCAGACCCGGCUCCUUGGUGACAAGACAGCUGCAGCCACAGGUGGAGUUGCCUUGUUGCCCCCGAGGCCUGCAAAGCCUAAGAAGACUGGCCCUUUACAGAAACACCUUCCGGAACCCUGGUCCACUGCUUCAUUCGGAAAAUCCCCUCCACAUCGAUCAGUCCCAGAGCGGGAUUCCCAGGGAGAGUCCGAGCUUGACACCGAGCCUCCUGGGCCCCUCUCGCCCCCGCGGCCUUGACUCUGCGGUGCUGCCCAAGCUGCCCGAGUGGAGCGGCUCUGCCGGAGCAGCUCCAUAGCUGGUCUUCUCUCUCUCUCUCCCUCUCCCCCUCCCUCUCCCUCUCUCCCUCCCUCCCUCCCUCUCCCUCUCUCCCUCCCUCCCUCUCCCUCUCUCCCUCCCUCCCCUCUCCCUCUCCCCCUCCCUCCCCCCUCCCCCCUCCCCCUUCCUCUCCCUUUCCCUCUCCUCUCUCUAGCUUUCCCAGUAGGCCUUUCCCUCUUUGGCACAUUUGGAAACUGCAGUUGAUAAUUGACUGUGGACUAGUGAGCAUUUUUUGUUUUAAGACAACACGCAAGGUAAAUAUCUUGCCUUUUACUUUACCUUCUCUUUGCUUUCCUUUGCCAGCCUGUUAGCUGCUGGGGGGCACUGCAGACCUCUCCCCCCAGAUGGGGGGCACUUCUCCAUGGGGGUGAGUGGGUGCUUCCUGUCCCUUGUUGCUACUUCUCAUCUCAUUUUUCUGGAGGGCAGGAGGGACCAUGAAAUGCCUGCUCAGCCUUGGAAACAAAAGCUCCCUCCCAGUGCCUGCUGUGUUGUCUGGGCAGCUGCCUCCUGCCUGGCCUUAUGGCCUCGGCCUCCCACGGGCAGAAGCCCUGCCUCUCAGUGAUGGCAUCCGUCCCGGCAGUGGUCUUCUCUCAUGAGGCUGAGCAUUUUCCUAACUAAACGCUCCCAGCUCUGCCUUGAUGUCUCCCGAGGAGGCCUGAGGCUCCUCGGCCCCCCCGCCCCCCCGCCCCUUCCCGUCCUAAAGAGGACUUAACACUUGGUGUCACAGGACCCGCUGCCUGUACUGGCUCGAUGCUCAUCCUCCUCCCCUCUCCCCUCUAGGGUCCAGCCACAGCAGACCCGGCCUCCCGGCGGAGGAGAGCCCUGGGCGGAACCCGGGAGUUUAACCGCUUGGCAGGCAGCCCCGAG